This is a messenger RNA of Lytechinus variegatus (green sea urchin), 1875 nucleotides long. RefSeq lists its product as uncharacterized. The record is from RefSeq and is a predicted model, not a curated record. Bases 249 to 1136 code for a protein of 295 amino acids. Gene Ontology annotation, molecular function: zinc ion binding. The transcript is spliced from 4 exons. NCBI's taxonomy places the organism in Eukaryota, Metazoa, Echinodermata, Echinoidea, Temnopleuroida, Toxopneustidae.
AAGGCCUGAAUCUCCUGAAAACAAUUCUGCCCGUUGAUGCGUUUGGAGGAAAUGGUGAUGAGGGCCCAGCAGUGUUCAUCACAGAUGAUUGUUCAUCUGAGAGGAAGGCUAUCCAUGCGGUCUUCCCGAAGUCCACGCUUCUUCUUUGCACAUUUCACCUUUUGCAAGCUGUCUGGCGAUGGCUGUGGGACAGCAAGCAUGGAAUCAGUAAAGAUCACCGCCAGAGCUUAUUUCUGCAUGUGAAGCAGAUGAUGUAUGCCAAGGACACGCACACAGUUGAAGAAGCAUACAAUCAUGCAAAGAGUGAUCCGACUGUUGUACGGUACCAUGGGUAUGGAGCAUACCUUGAAUCCCUAUACGAGAGACGACAGGUGUGGGCCCAGGCAUUUAGAUUGGGGCUUCGGAUUCGGGCCAAUCAAACAAACAAUUAUGCUGAAGCUGCCAUGAGGGUCCUAAAGGAUUCCAUCCUUCAACGUUCCAAAGCCUUCAAUGUGCCGCAACUGGUAGACUUCAUCCUCUGUAGGCUUGAAGGCUUUUACCAGAGAAGACUUCUGGCAGUUGUGAACCAACGGCCAUUGAAGUGGAGAAUCGAACGUCAUAGCGGAUUGAACAUCAGCAAAGACGACAUUUCCAAAACUGGGGAGAGUACCUACCAGGUCACAAGCCAGAGUGAUCGUCAAUGUCAUUACACUGUUGACAUGGCUGUUGGUGUGUGUUCGUGCCAUGAAGGGGUCACCGGGGGUGCCUGCAAACAUCAAGGGGCCAUUGUGAGGCACUUCAAAGUGGCAUCAAACAACUUCCUUCCAACAUCUGCUUCUGAAAGGACAUUGUUGCUAAGAAUCGCGACUGGACGUGAUGACAGUGUUCCAUCAGGAUGGCUGGACCCUCUUCAAUCUUCAGAGCCCAUGGCAGAAGAUGCGCCACCACCUCAACUGAAUGACACAUCACUAGCCACAGAUCAUAGUGGACUGCAAGAUCCCCAACUUGUUCAUGUAGACAGUCUACGUGCUCAAGGAGACUUGCUUAAUGCAUUUGACAGACGUCUCCAUGGCAACAUAUCCAUCUCCAAUUCCCAAUGUAAGUAUAGCUUUGUUUUCUUAAUUAUCGUUAAGUUCUUAAACAUGACACUGAAUUAAAAGCACUGAGUCUACAGGGAGAAACAUCGCCAUUUGAACACAGGUCAGAAGUCAAAGUAUGACAAUUUGUUAAAAUGGUUCUUCCACAUUUGUAAACAGUGUCUUUAACAAAUGGGGUUAACACUGUUCUCCAGUUAUUUAGCUAUAUGACAAAAGGUGUUCCAUCUGUAGGGAUUGUUUAUGACAAGAUACUGUACUGCACCAUAAUAUAGACCAAGUAAUUGAGCUCAAUUCUAUGUUUGCUCUUUUGUUGGUAUCAUUUAUGUAAAAAAAUCAGAUAAACUGUACAUACCAAUUGAAAGAAAAAAAAUUACAGUUAAGGUUUAGAUGAAUAACAAGUGUUUUCUUGUUAUGUCUUUGCAUGAUGUCAUAUAUGUAUGUACACAAACACCAUUGAUGAAUGUAUGUUGAAUUCAUGAAACUGUCAUUAUUGUCAUACAUACAUGUACUGACAUGUUAUGGACAUGUCAUAUCUUACCAGCAUGAACUGUUUUCCAAAUGCAGAUCAUUACAUGUGUAUCUCUUCAAAAUGGAAUUAAGAGCUAUGACAUCAUCUGUUUCAUAUUGCCUGACAAGUGUUUUUAAUUUGCAUGGUAUUUUCUUGUAUUUCAUCCAUGUGCAUGAUCUAACUCUUUACAUUAUUUGUUUUCAUGUUUUAUUCUAACAUGACCACUACAUGUACAUGUACAACCUAAACAUUGUAUAUGAGGGAAUGCUUGGAUAUCCUCUGAGCACAUAU